Messenger RNA from Cantharellus anzutake, 1350 nucleotides. RefSeq lists its product as uncharacterized. Gene Ontology annotation, cellular component: endoplasmic reticulum; membrane. The record is from RefSeq and is a predicted model, not a curated record. The transcript has 8 exons. The coding region runs from base 345 to 1115 and encodes 256 amino acids. NCBI's taxonomy places the organism in Eukaryota, Fungi, Basidiomycota, Agaricomycetes, Cantharellales, Hydnaceae. Gene Ontology annotation, biological process: membrane organization; endoplasmic reticulum tubular network organization.
GAGUGCUAGAGGCAUCAGCAGGGAUAAACUCGCGCUCGACACUGGGCCUCGGGCUCGUGUUGGUUGGCUCUGGGUUUUCAAUUCCAGUCUUCGACCUUCUUCUCGACCGCUUUGGCGCAGACCCGUCCGUCUUGCCCGCUUUUCCUUUCCGAGGUGGCAUAACAACAACGUUGUGGAGCGAUGGCGGUACUUACUCACAUGACCGAUUAUGUAAUCCGAAUCCUUUGUAUCCUCGCGUUCGUCACUUGCAGGGAAGCUUCACUUGCAACCGUUACAUCUCUCAGUCUUCGUGUCCCCUCUUCUGAGUUGUCUUUGAAGUUCUGGAAGCAGUUUUGGGCUUUGGGAUGGCGACUUCUCCUUAUCCUCACUAUGCGUGGGCCCUCGGACAUUUCGAAGUCCUUCUGGCGGCAUUUUGGUAUUUCAAAGCCUAUGUUACGUUCAAAUCAGCCGGCUACGUGUGGUAUUAUAAAGCAUCAUUCCUCGGUGCCAUUGUCAGUUAUGCCAUUGUUUGCUACAAAUCUCUCGGACCUAUCAGGCCCGACAGAUAUUAUAUACAGCGUGCACUUGCUGACGAGAAUGUCCAAUACUUUGUGAUGGCCUUGCUAUGGUGGUCUUCGAAGCCUCUGCCACUGGCCCUCGUCCCGUACUUCGUAUUUUCAUUGUUCCAUACCUUGACGUUCGUGCGGACAAAUAUCGUGCCGCUUGUAUUCCCACCUCAACAGCCUGCUGGCGCUAAUGGCAGUGCCUCUCCGGCAUCCUCCCAGUCACCAAUCGCCAAGACUAUUCAAACAUGGGUCAAGAACAACUAUGAUGCUGCCAUGGCCAUUGUUGCCCGUAUCGAACUCCUUAUUCUCCUUCGUGCCAUUAUCGGGAUUGUCACUCUCCAAAAUUCGCUCCUCAUUCCUAUCGCCUACGCGCAUUUCCUACGUUCGCGCUACUACUAUUCCCCAUUCACUCGGAGUGCCGUUCAUUCGGCCACUAUCCUCAUAGAGUUCUACGUGAAUAAGGAGCAGACACCUCCCUUCAUUAAGAAGGCGUAUGGAAAUACCAAGGAGUUCGUUAUCAGGUGGGCCUCGACCCGUUUGGAGCCUCAACCAGCUGGGCAAAGGAGGUGAGCCAAGUAGUAACGCUGUCGCGCGUUGUUGGAGGAAAGAGUCUGCCUCGCUUUUGCGAAUUUGGCUUCAUUGUGCACUCAGAGUCCUCCCUGCGACAUGUCGCUCCUAUUUGUCUAAUAUAUCUAUAUCUUUCUUUGAGCAUCGAGCCUUUGACUGCGCUGGUAGCUGGUAGAAAUGGUAGGCAGGGUCCUAGCCUCUAUAGUAAUGUUUUAGCAUAUGAAGAAUCUGGUUGCAC